Molecule: messenger RNA, 1885 nt
Organism: Anopheles merus
Lineage: Eukaryota; Metazoa; Arthropoda; Insecta; Diptera; Culicidae
Gene: Uev1A
Product: ubiquitin-conjugating enzyme E2 variant 2
Exons: 5
Coding region: 806-1234 (142 amino acids)
Biological process (GO): DNA damage tolerance; protein K63-linked ubiquitination
Cellular component (GO): nucleus
Source: RefSeq, a predicted model, not a curated record
GAGGAUUAGAUAGAAAAUGGAUCUAUGACAUGGUGAAACGAUCUCUUUUUUCCGAUACCGUGUUUUUUUUCGGAGUGCGUGCGCUGUUCCGCGACCCGCCGAUGACGUUUCCUUUUUUACCCAGUGCCUUCCCUUUCUCCCCCGUCUUUGCAGUCUCUCGUGUCUUUUGAGACAUCCGUACUCUCUAACCGUUCGGACUGGCUAUUUUUCAGCAAACGUUUCCAAGUGACACGAAAAUGUGUUGGCCCCCAGCCCGGCUCCUAUACGUCUCGAUGGGAUGCGGUUUGCAUUUUGUUUUCCUUUCAUAGGCUGCGGCUCCCAAUUUCAUCAACUAGAAAACACGCAAAACUUCACCCAACCAGCGGAAGGGAACCAAUACACGCGCACAGAUGCCACUGCUGUCUGGUUUGCGAUUGCAUGGCGGUCACUGGUGCUGAUAUUGAAAAUUGCGAAAAAAAAUUGCGGCUUAAUUCAUUUGGAGAAAGCAACGAUUAAGAUGCGCACCACCAAUUUGCUGCAUCCUUGCUAGCACUUGUGAAGAAUUGCUUGAACAAGCUGCGCCGAGAAGCAUUUCAUUGAACUUGCGUGUUAGCAUGCUUCUGUCGAAGUAAAACACUGGAAAAUCCAUUCGGGUUGAUCAUAGUAGCAGCAGCGACUGGCGGAAUUGCUUAGGACGAGCAGAAACUGAUCCGCCUGGAAUCACCUAGCCCGGAUCCGUAUCGUUGCAGCAACCUCACGAGAAACAGGAGAGAAUCUGGACAAUUUGUGAGCCGUACCCACGCCGCCACACUACACAUACUCGAGGAUGGCUUCGUCAGGAGUUGUUGUUCCACGAAACUUUCGCCUACUUGAAGAGCUCGAAGCAGGACAGAAAGGCGUAGGAGACGGCACCAUAUCGUGGGGUCUCGAGAAUGACGAUGACAUGACCCUUACUCACUGGACUGGCAUGAUCAUUGGCCCACCCAGGACUCCAUAUGAAAACAGAAUGUACUCACUGAAAGUUGAAUGCGGCGAGCGUUAUCCGGACGAGCCGCCGACGUUGAAAUUUCUUUCCAAAAUCAACAUCAACUGCAUCAACAGUCAGAAUGGUGUGGUCGAUCACAGGAUGGUUCCAGUGCUGAGCAGAUGGAACCGUGAUUACACGAUUAAGACAAUUUUACAAGAAAUACGUAGGAUUAUGACGCUAAAGGAAAAUCUUAAGUUAACACAGCCUCCAGAGGGUAGUUGCUUCUAGUGCUCUUAAUUCAAAUCUUCGAAAUCCCGAACACUAUUUCUCUCUUCUCUCUCUUUCUCACUCUGCCUGUGUCCCUCACGUGUGGGUGCAAGUGAGAGGGGAAGAAAGCGCGAAACUAUUGCAAGUGGAAAGUUGUAACAGUGAGGAGAUAAUAAAGAGGAAGAUGCAAAAGCUGAAAGAGAAGUAAGAAUCGAAGUAAGUUAAAAAUCAACCAACACUGAUGAUGAUGAAGAGGGUCAUGCGAAUGGUCAGAUCAGAGGUCCGAUGUGGUGAAGCGCUAUAUAUUAACAAAACUUAUUAGCAAACCAAUAACGAGAGGUUGAUGCAUAUGGAAAAGAUACUAAAAACAGGACACAUGCUAAAAUGGGAAAGAAAAUUGAAUUGUAACCACCGCUUUAUGGGAGCGAUCAGUGCGAGCAUGUAGCAAAUGCAAAUAAUAACUGAACAAUAGGUAACAUCUCUCCCUAUCCCUCCUCCCGCCCCUGUACUGAACAACAAAAUGCAGUAAAAAUGGUUAAAAUGUAGCAAACAAACAGAAAAAAAAUACACGCAAGCACGAAUGCGAAACACCCCUAUAGCUCGUCCGGAAAGAGCGAGUACCACACAUUGAAGAGAAACGGAGGAAAUAAACUUCCUUUUCGGAAAGGCAAA